AUGCAUCCCGCGCUGGAGGUUGCCGAAAUUCGCAACCUCAUUUGCGAAGCUGUUGAGCGCGACGAGCUCAAGGGGCUCCUCGCAGUGCUUGCCCAGACUUGUCGAGCGUUUUUCCAGCCUGCGAUUGAAGCCCUGUGGGCUAGCGUCGAGCUCGGGGAUUGGCUGAGAUACACGAUGCCAGAAGAUGUGUGGGAUGCCGGCUUGGAUUCCCGAAUUUUGUCGCCGCGGAGAGACAUUGUCCCCCAAGAUUGGACACGCUCGGUUAUCUACGGCACUUGCAUCCGCGAUUUGGCCUGUCCGUCCUCCGGAGGAUCCGCGCUCGAUGUUGCCCAAGCGCUGGGUGCAAUUCUCACCUGCCCACCCCCCGGAACCUGCCUCGUCUCGCUCAAAUCGCUCACCUGGCAUCAGAACAAUCUUACGGCUAUGCGCCCGUUCCUCGGACCGAAGCUGACCAGCCUUCACAUCUGGUCUCCCUGCUUAGAGGGGAGUACUGGAGAAAACAUGCUGUUUCUGUCGGAGGUCUCGCACCGGUUCGCCAAGACAAUGCGGGAUGUUGGCUUGCACUUCGAUACGUCGGACGACGAUGGGCCCGCAGAUCUACUCUCUUCUGCGUUCGCUGGCUACGAAGAUUUGCGUUCAGCUUCGGCGCACCUGGCAAACCAGCGGACUCUCGUUUGUCUAGGUGCGCUUCCACGACUCCAGUCCCUCUCGACCACGUUUGUCACCAAUAUCGAGGAUCUCGCAAUGCUCUCCGUUGAUACAGCAUUCUUUCCUGCCCUGGAAAUGCUCGAUCUGCAAUCUGUCACACAGGCGGAGGCAAUCCUGUUUCUCUCAACGUUGACCAGGUCGCCACUGUCAGCCCUCGGACUCGGACUCAAAGAACUCGUUCUCAAUUCCGCCUUCGAAAACCUAAUAUCGACCGUGAGGAGCUGUCCUGCAUCGGAACUCCGCAUCCUGGACAUCUCAAGCUCGGAUCACCCCGAGGGUGGCGACUUAUGGAGCCUGGGCCUCCUCUGCUCCCCGUUUUUUUCCUCUCUCACGCGCAUUUAUAUCAAAUCCCACGUCGGUUUCGACAUCACUAACGAUAGUCUAAGCGCUCUUGCGCAGAACCUUCCGCGCCUGCUCGACCUGUGGCUUUGGACCGCCGACCCCGGCGGCAAACUCGUCACGCUUCCCUGUCUUGCAACCUUCGCCGAACACUGCCGCUCACUCCGUACGCUCAAGAUCCCCCUCGACGCGCGUGAUGCUCCAAGGGCCUCCAGCCUUCUGGUGUCUCCCCCGUUCCCACGUCAGAUGGCACUGCGUGAGCUGAUGGUGCUAAAGGCCGGGAUCGAGCACCCUAGCGACGUCGCAGCGUAUCUCAACAUGCUGUUCGGGGCAUUGACGACAAUCACGACCAGGGCCGACGAGCGCGACGGGGCCAGUUAUGACGGCGCAGAUGAGGACUCGUGGACUCGUAGCUAUUGGCGAGAGGUGCACAGGUAG
Mycena citricolor is the source of this 1485-nucleotide messenger RNA. The record is from the annotation of a GenBank genome assembly. Lineage: Eukaryota; Fungi; Basidiomycota; Agaricomycetes; Agaricales; Mycenaceae.